GUUUGUGUUUUUGUGCCUCUACGACGGUGAUUGGUUGCCUCUCUCAUUGCGUCAUGGCUUUUUGUGACGUCCCGAAAGUGGAAAGUGAGGAGGGGGGUGUUUGGCAUUUCCAUAAGGUUUAUAUGAAAAACUCAAAAGAGAAAAUUAUUAGAACAUUAUUUAUAGCAACGCUUAAAAUAAAAUAAAACACAGGCUAAUUAAAUUGGCAUUUUAAUUUUGAUAUCGUCAAUUAAAAAAACAAAAGUUUUUCACUUCCCCCUUUUUUGGACAUGGUUCAUUCCUUCCUCGUUCGAACCUUGAAGCGGGAGGAACUAGCUUGUUUUUUCUUGAUAACUUAAGGCAGAAAAGUGAAGCGGGUGAACCGCUUUAAAUAAAAUAAAUACGGGCAACAUUUUUUAAUCGAAUCACAACAAGAAAGCUGUUUGUUUCGUGACUGUAUGUCGUUGAGCUAAACUAGCUAGCGGGCGUUAGCACCUGAGGGUUCAUCACAGUCCCCCAGGAGGAUGGACACAUCGACGUGUUUGAAGUCUCUGCUGCUGGCUAUCCAGCAGUACAGGGACUGCAGGACGGCGCAGCAAGCAGCGCAGCUUCAGAAACAGGUGGAGGAGGUUUGGGGCUUGAAAUGCGAGCAGCUGCUGACAUCUGGCAGCGCUCUGACCAGCGAGUGUGUGAGCAUGUUGGUGGAGCUGACUGCAGACCCGCACACUGAGCCCAGCCUGAAGAGCUCCAUCAUCUCUCUGCUGGCACAGUUAGCCUCUGACGACUCCACCCGGGAGCUUCUUCACAGCAGCUACAACCUCACCAGCACCCUGGCUGCUGUCAUCCACUGCUACAGCAGCACUCCAGGAGAGCCGCUGGUGCUGCAGUGUCUGCAGGUGCUGCAGAAGCUGACCUACAACACUCGCGUCUUCCAGUCCACCAGCUGCAUUCAUCAGCUCCUGGAGUUCCUCAUGACCAGCGUCCAGUCGCUCAGUGAUGACAUCAUCCUGCCGUGCCUCGGCCUCUUGGCCAACCUCUGUCGGGACAACCCCUCUGUUCAGACUCACAUCAAGUCUCUGGACAACGUGAAGCCGUUCUACCGGACGCUGAUCAACUUCCUGGCUCACAACAGCCUGACGGUGGUGGUGUUCACGCUGUCUAUUCUGGCCAGCCUCACUCUGAACGAGAAGGUGGGGGAGAAGCUCUUUGAUGCCAAAAACAUCCACCAGACGUUCCAGCUCGUGUUCAACAUCAUCGUAAACGGCGACGGGACUUUAACCAGGAAGUACGCCGUUGACCUUUUGGUCGACCUGCUGAAGAACCCCAAAAUAGCAGAGCACCUGACGAGAUAUCAGCACUUCUCAGCGUGUGUGACUCAAGUUUUAGGGCUUCUGCAUUCCAAAGAUGCUGACUCAGCAGCUAAGGUGCUGGAGCUCGUCCUGGCCAUGUGCUGCGUCUCCGGCCUGCGCUCGCAGCUGUGUGACGUGGUCUUCAGGCCUGCUGCACCCAAACUCAGAGCUGCGGGCCGAAGGCAGGGCGGGGGCCUGGACGGGGGUCCAAGGACAGAGUGCGGGCUGGCUCUGGUGCAGUGGCUGACCUCGCCUGUGGAGGGCGCCGAGUCAUGCUCACUGCAGGUCCUGCGCCUGCUGAACAAGCUGCUGGAGGAGUCGUUUGCAGCAGAGGUCGUGUCUGAAUGCACUCUGAGUUUUGUGGAAAUGCUCCUCCCGGUCCUGCUGGGGUUUCUGAAGGCGUUGGAUCCCACACGAGGAGAAGCAGUUUUGAGGAAGCACUGCCAGCGUGUCACACAUGUCACCAACCUGCUGCUGACUCUGUGCUUGGAGGAGUCCUGCAGGUCCGUGGUGUCGGCUCAGGUCAGUGCCCAGCUCUGCCUGGCACAGGUAGAGACUCUCCUCUCCUGUUGUCAUAGCAACAGCUCAGUGACCCUGCAUCCCCCCCAAUGUGAGGAUGACCUUAGUCAGGUCUGUGCAGACGCUUUGCUGAAGACUCUGGAGUUGAUGAGCAAGCUGAGGCAGCAGGUGAAGGACAUGGAGACCAGCUUCUACAGGAUGUUACAGGAUCAGAGGGUUGUGACUCCUCUUUCUCUGGCCCUGACAUCCCACCACAGAGAGCAUGUGCAGACCGCUCUCGCGCUGCUCCUCGAGGCCACGCCCCUUCCAGACUUCCCCUCACUGAUGUUAGGAGAAAGCAUCGCUGCCCAUAAUGCAUAUCGCCACAGGGAGGCUGAGCUGUCAGUCAAGAGGCUUGCAGUGCAGGAAGUCCCGCCUCCUAGGGUGAACAGCAGCAUGGACUCGUCCAGCUCCUCCAGGACUGUUAGCAGUCUGGCGGAGAAGAUCCAGAGUGGGCUGGAGCUGCAGGAGCAAACGAAGGACUCGCACGUGUCGGACAUCAUUGAGGUCUAUGAGCAGAAGCUGGCCGCGUUUGAGUCUAAGGAGAGCCGUCUGCAGGACUUGCUGGAGGCCAAAGCUCUGGCGCUGUCUCAGGCCGACCGUCUCAUCGCUCAGUACCGCCUCCAGCGAGCUCAAGCUGAGGCAGAGGCUUGGAAGCUGGCGAGUCUGUUGAAGGACGCCGAGCGCCGGCGGGAGGAUCUGCAGGGCAAGCUGAGCUGCCAGGUUCUGGAGGUGGAGCGGUCCAAAGCCGACAUGGGGGAGCUGCUGCAGCACAACAGCCGGCUGCAGAGGGACUCUGAGGAACACCAGGCGCUGAAAGGAGCCUACAACGCCCUGCUCAACAGGUUUAAUGAAACAGAGCGGUUGCUAAAGGAGCUGCAGACAGCUCACGUUCUUCUCACCAAGCAGAGCGACACUCUGAAGAAGACCCACGAUGCUCUCCAGCUGCAGCACCACAGGACGAUGUCGGUUCUUCAGGAGAGAGAAGGGGAUAUCAAAGAUCUAACUUUAGAGAUCCAGAAGAGAAACAGCGACAUUGCAGGGCUGCGUGUCAGCCUGCAGGCUGAGGAGGAGAAGGUUAAAGAAAAGGAAACAGAGAGAAGGAACCUGGAGGAGACUUUGGACAUUGUGAGGAAAGAACUGAACAAGACGGAGCAGGCCAGGAAAGACGUCAGCAUCAAGGCGUCCUCUCUGGAGCUGCAGAAGAGCCAACUGGAGUCAAAACUGAAGCUGAAAGAAGAGGAGUUGAACAAACACUCGGCCAUGAUCGCCAUGAUUCACAGCCUGAGCAGCGGCAAGAUGAAGAGCGACGUUAACCUGUCGCUCUGAGGAGCAGAGCACUGGCAAAGAAAAUCCUAACUUAAAGCCUGUCUUCCAUGAACUUCAGAGGCCUUUGAGAAGACUUUUUCAAAGCUAAUGAAGCUUUUUAGACUCAAUAAAACACUUCAAGAAUUACUUCAACCGAAAACUGUUAUUUUAUUUGCAUUUUGACUAUUUUUGUUACUUUGUUUUGUUUGAUAAAUAAAUAGUGGAAACAAAUAUAACUAA
This is a messenger RNA of Oryzias melastigma (Indian medaka), 3434 nucleotides long. It is a transcript of the gene cip2a, whose product is annotated as cellular inhibitor of PP2A. The transcript has 21 exons. Bases 504 to 3215 code for a protein of 903 amino acids. The record is from RefSeq and is a predicted model, not a curated record. Lineage: Eukaryota; Metazoa; Chordata; Actinopteri; Beloniformes; Adrianichthyidae.